This is a messenger RNA of Cylicostephanus goldi, 657 nucleotides long. Lineage: Eukaryota; Metazoa; Nematoda; Chromadorea; Rhabditida; Strongylidae. The record is from the annotation of a GenBank genome assembly.
CCAUACUGUUGUUCUAAUUCAGAAAUAAUCGCUGCCUUUGCUUCUUUUCCCAAGACGACUUUUAUAUGGAAGUAUGAGGAGGAAAAUGAUGCUAUACUCUUUGAAAAGUAUCCAAACAUCUAUACCAUGAAAUGGGUGCCUCAAACUGAUUUGCUUGCUGACCACCGGCUGUCCCUUUUUAUCACGCAUGCUGGCAUGAAUUCUGUCCUGGAAGCCGUCUUCGCUGGAAAACCUAUGGUCGCGAUUCCACUCUUCGUGGAUCAGAUCUUGAAUGCAAAAAACAUGCAAAGUCGUGGUCUGGGUAUCAUGAUCGAUAAACAUGAUCUCAAUAGGGACUCCCUAAUUGCCGCAAUCCGAGCGACACUCCCUGUGAAUAGCACCUACGCUCGUAAGGCAGCUGGCGUAGCCAAAUACCUUCAUGGACGUCCGGCUGCAGCUCGAGCAGAGAUAUCUCACUGGGUGAAGCUGGUUGCAGAAGAGGGGCUCUUGGACCAUCUAGUCAUGAGAUCUAGGGAAAUGUCCUUCAUAACAUACUAUUGUAUAGAUAUCAUGGUCUAUUUGGCUAUUCAAUAUAUUAUCAUUUUAUUUCUUCUAUUCAAAACUGUGAAAUUUGUUUUUGCGCAAAUCUGCAGACUUAUGAAACUCAAAGCUGAAUAA